AUGGACCACCCCGUCAGCCAGUUAGAAGACGCCCAGAUGCAAAUCGAGCAGAGUCACACCCCUUUCGGCGCCUUCAUUAGCCAAGGUUCAACCGUCUUAUAUGAUAACCCAUCCACACCCCAAGCAAAGACCCUGAGUCCAACCAGCCCAAACAGAGAAUUACUUGGUCCGGCUACUCCAGUUCAGUCGUAUGGGCAAGCAAGAGCCAAAAAGUUGCAACAAAACGCUCGCGAAGCGAGAUGGAUUGCUCGCAAUAGCGCCAAUGAACCCCCAAGUCCGGCAACUCUCAAUUCGUUGCACAUGACCAGAGGCGGCAUUGGGAAAAAGACGUCCAAAAAGUGGAAAAGCAGGGCCACAGACUCAAAGCUCUCCAUAGAGUUGGACCGCCUUCUUGUUGGCAACGAUGUAUCCGCUACCUCGAUACAGCAAUCCCACGCUAUAUACCGCAUCCAGCACCCCCUUCGAGCAGUGCUUCAUAGCCUUCCGGGUUUCACCUACGAUAACGAGCUGGACAGCGUCACGUUUAGGAAGCAUAAACGUGUUCUGUUCGGGAUCGAAGGCCUCAUCGAGGAAGGUGGAAGAGACGCUGCCAAGGAAUGGCUCGAGGGCUUCCUUCUGCUUACGUUCGAGACAAUGACCAAGGUCUUGAAGAGCUAUCCCCUAUGCAAAGAGCUAGACGAUGUCCCCAAUGGAUUCUUGAUUUUGGCCAGGGAUGUGGAGGUGGCCGUCUGUAAACUGCCCUGCCAGUCUGUCAUGAGACCCCGACGAGCCAUGGAGAGGCGGCUAUGCCAGAGUUACGACUUGAGGAGGCUAGUAGAGUGGACUUUGGCAGCACGUCGACGUUUUCUGGAGUCAAAACCUAGAAUCAUGCCUGGGUUCGGUAAAUUUGGGCAGGUCGCAGCGGAGAAGGGAACUGCUUUGGAAGAGCAAUUGUGGGCUGUCGUCGAUGCCCGGAGGACUGAUACGGUGGACUCGAACGACCUCAUUAGGUCAUAG
Messenger RNA from Colletotrichum graminicola M1.001, 996 nucleotides. RefSeq lists its product as uncharacterized. Bases 1 to 996 code for a protein of 331 amino acids. The transcript has a single exon. The record is from RefSeq and is a predicted model, not a curated record. NCBI's taxonomy places the organism in Eukaryota, Fungi, Ascomycota, Sordariomycetes, Glomerellales, Glomerellaceae.